This is a messenger RNA of Dentiscutata erythropus, 344 nucleotides long. The record is from the annotation of a GenBank genome assembly. Lineage: Eukaryota; Fungi; Glomeromycota; Glomeromycetes; Diversisporales; Gigasporaceae.
AUGCCAAAUGCUACAAAUAAUUUUUAUUUAUCUCAAAAAAUCACUACAAUUUUGUUAAAUAAUAACUUUUGGGAGCAUGUUACAAAAAUUCAAGAAAUUCUUCUUCCAUAUUGUGAUGCUCUUAAUAAACUCCAAAGUAAUACUACUUGUCUUUAUAAUGUACUACAACCUAUAUAUAUUCUUCUUGAAUUAGAAGCUUAUCGCAAAAGGUUAUAUCCCUUUAAUUUUUUAACUUGCGACCAAUUUGGUGAUAAUGUUUUAGGAUUUUGGGAGUUUGUUAAUUCUGCAACAAAAGAAUUAGGACCAUUAGCAUUAUGCUUAUUUGGAAUUUGUGUAAAUGCUGC